GCAAUAAUACCAGCACUCAGGCCUCACUUAGGUGAUUUCUACUGCCCUAGUCGCCUGCUAUAACGGGAAGACUCUAUCGGCCUUUGAUGCUGUCAAUUCCCACUGCUACGCUUAUUGUGAAGCUCACGCAGUGCAUAGCCACUGGCCUGCUGAACGUUCUCACCAUGCCUCUCACGCUUUUGGACCCACGGUCAUCGUGCUGCUCAGCCCCAACAGUGAGCUCACUUGCCAGCCUCUCCAGCCCUUGUUUGCUGUCCGAUCUUUGGCGGGCCUUUUGUAUCAUGCGGGCAAUAGCCUUUUGAGUACAUCCACUGUCUCUGCCACGUUGUUGGACCCAUCAUUGACGUGCUGCUCAGCCCCAACAGUG
Molecule: messenger RNA, 367 nt
Organism: Suillus paluster
Lineage: Eukaryota; Fungi; Basidiomycota; Agaricomycetes; Boletales; Suillaceae
Exons: 3
Coding region: 87-302 (71 amino acids)
Source: RefSeq, a predicted model, not a curated record